AUGUCCGAACCGAUCAGAAGCAAGAAGCCGGAGGUGACUGCCCCGACCCCUCAGAACACGCCUGCGAACAAUGCCCCUAUUUCCUCCCACGCCCAGCAACCUGGCAUCGCCAGCAUUAAAGAGGAGGACCUCGACCGGGUGGCCGCUGCCUCCCUCUUCGCGCAGAACCCCAAGCUCGUCUCCAUGAUCCAGGGAAAGCUUGGAUCCAUCAUCGGUCGCUCGUCCGGCUACAUCGAAUCCCUCCCUGCCUCUGUUCGCCGCCGUGUCGCCGGCCUCAAGGGCAUCCAGACCGAACACGCCAAGCUCGAAGCCGCCUUCCAGGAAGAAGUCCUAGAGCUCGAGAAGAAGUACUUUGCCAAAUAUACCCCACUCUACCAGCGUCGCGCGGCCAUCGUCGUCGGCAAGGCCGAGCCCACCGAUGCAGAGGUCGAGGCCGGCAAGCGUGACGAGGAGGACGAGGAAGAUGACGAGAAGAAGGAGAACGAGGAGAAGCAGCUCCCCGUUGAGUCCGAAGAGACACCUGCUUCUGGUAUCCCAGAGUUCUGGCUGUCCUCCAUGAAGAACCAGAUCUCGCUCGCCGAGCUGAUCACCGACAGAGACGAGGGUGCCCUCAAGGAGCUAACGGAUAUACGCAUGGAGUAUCUCGACCGUCCUGGCUUCCGACUUAUCUUUGAGUUUGCCGAGAACGAGUUCUUCACCAACAAAACCAUCGCCAAGAGUUAUUACUAUCAAGAGGAGAACGGCUAUGGUGGAGACUUCAUCUACGACCAUGCUGAAGGCGAGAAGAUUGAUUGGAAGGAGGGCAAGGACCUGACUGUCCGGAUAGAGAGCAAGAAGCAGCGUAACAAGACCACCAAACAAACCCGCGUCGUCAAAGUGACCGUCCCCACCGAAUCAUUCUUCAACUUCUUCUCCCCACCCAAACCCCCACAAGAAGACGACGAUGACGUUGCCUCUGACAUUGAGGAGCGUCUCGAACUUGACUACCAGCUCGGUGAAGACAUCAAGGAGAAGCUCAUCCCCCGCGCCAUCGACUGGUUCACUGGCGAGGCCCUACAGUACGAAGAGCUUGACGACACGUUCGAAGGCGAGUUCGAGGACGAUGACGAAGAUGAUGACGAGGACGACGAUGAUGAAGAAGACGAGAGGAGGGGUGAUGAUGAUGAAGACUCUGAUGAAGAAGAUGACGGUUCAAAGCCCAAGAAGGAAGCUACUGAAUGCAAACAAAGCUAA
Molecule: messenger RNA, 1233 nt
Organism: Arthroderma uncinatum
Lineage: Eukaryota; Fungi; Ascomycota; Eurotiomycetes; Onygenales; Arthrodermataceae
Product: nucleosome assembly protein
Exons: 5
Coding region: 1-1233 (410 amino acids)
Biological process (GO): nucleosome assembly
Cellular component (GO): chromatin; nucleus
Molecular function (GO): chromatin binding; histone binding
Source: RefSeq, a predicted model, not a curated record